UGAAGUCAGUGCCUUCAACUGGACUCCUCAGAACACCUGCGGAUGAGAGCGACAGGAACCCCGACUCAGACGGAGCGCGCCGGUGUUAACAGGUUUUUUUCUGGAGUUUGAGUUCUGCAGCAUUUCUCGGAGUAGAGAGGCAGCUGGACCCAGGAUCAUCAUGAUACCAUGGUGGCCAAACUGUUAGGGCUGGCCUUUCUUUGUCUCACGACCAGUCCUUUCACCUUUACUGCGCACGGCACGUCACUGUAUCCCGUCCCGACUUCGUCUGUGAAGAUCAAUCCAAACUGGGAGGUGGUCUACCAGGACGCCGAGGUUUACGGUGUGGUGGGCAGGGCGGUGAUCCUGGAGUGUGGCGCCACCUUGCCUGAUAUUUACAUAUGGAGCUUCACCAAGCCCGGCAGCGACGCCAUCACAGCAGUGGUGUAUAACCUGGGGAAAGGGCCGAGGAUCCAGAAGUUUGCUGAAACACUCGGACAGCUGGCGAUCAUCUCAAACAGUGCGGCCGUGAGCAUCGAGAAGCUGCCUCUUGCUGCUCAUGGCCUGUUCACGUGCCAGGCCUUCUACAAUAUCGACAAAGAGCCCAUAGUCUACUAUUACUACGUCCACCUCACCGUCAGAGUCCCCGUCACUAAGCCGUACCUUUUGCUGAGCGAUGUGUCUCCGGUGGAAGGGUCCACAAUGUGGAUGCGAUGCAACCUGGAGAACGGGACGGGCCCAAUACAGUACGUGUGGCAGCAUGAAACCCGUGGCGGCAACGUCACCGUCAUGGCCCAGGGCAGCAGCAACGUCAUCAACGUGACGGACGUCAACCGAAACCACACGGGCUGGUACCGCUGCGUGGCCACCAAUGACGUCAACAGCGAGAGCUCCAACCGCCUGUGGCUGGACACCAUCUUCGGUCCGGACGUUCCCCGGAUAGACGUCACCCCGUAUACCGUGACAGAGCGGGGCUACUCAGCUCUGGAGAGAGAGACGGUCUCAUUGAUGUGUCAAGCCCAGUCCAAUCCCAUCAGUCAGUACGUUUGGUUCUACAACAACUCCCAGGUGUACAGCGGGCCGCAGUUCACCAUCACCAAGAUCCUUCGCAUGCACACGGGAGACUACGCCUGCUUGGCCCAGAACACGUACCUGAACACCCAGUCCAAAAAGACCAUCAGCCUUACUGUCUACUACCCUCCUGACGGCUCCCCCUCCUGCUCUGUGGCGCCCGCUCUGAAUCACACCGCUCUGAAGCUGCUCUGCGACUGGCCCGGUGGGUUCCCCUCCCCGUCCCUGGACUGGACCGGAGACCUGGCGCAGGCGGCAAAACCCCCGGCUAACAAAGACCAACAACUCAAUCUACAGAGCGGCUCGGCCGUCCUCCUACCCUCUCAGAACCUGACGCCUAACAACAGCCUGUUCAGAUGUGUGGGCUCCCAUCCGGCUCUAAAACAAUCUGCGGAGUGCAGCACACGCUCGUAUAUCCCCCCUGCAGAACCGGUGUGCUUCGCCUACGUCACAAACAAUCAGCAAUAUCUCAUGCUGUCCUGCUCCUGGGAUGGAGGGGCCCCAAAGGCCUUGGUGUGGUGGGAGGGACCAGGGGGCCAAAGCAAAGGAGGACAAGAAAACUCCAACAUCCUGGUCCUCCGUUAUGGGGCUGCCCGAAGCGGUAAACCCUACACCUGCUACGCUAAACACCCGCUUCUGAUGGAAGCAAAGAGCUGCACGCUCACACUCGAGGCCCCCGUCCUGUUGACGCAGCGCAGAGUCGUGUCUGUGUACGAAGGGAGUGACGUGCAGCUCACCUGCAAUCUGAGAGCCAAUUACCUUCCAGCCAACGACAUCACCUGGUUCAACAAUCAGGGCGUGGACGUGCGAGAAACCUCAAAGUACAUGCUGCUGCGAACGUCCGCCUGGGCCAACCUGACCGUGAGAGAUGCCGAAGAGACGCAGGACAGCGGCGAGUACAGAUGCUCCACUUCAAACGCGGUGGGAGGCGCUGAAAUCAACGUCACUCUGGUGGUCAAGAAACACCCGAUGCCACCAAAUGCGACCCUGAUCAUGGCGAUGUACAACAGCCCGAAGCGUAACGAGGUGGAGCUGGAGUGGCAGGUAGAAGGUGCGGAGGAGAACGGAGGUUGGACUGGUUUCCACCUGGAGCACCAGUGGGUGUCUGAGCGACCGCGCAGGAGAGGAGGCCGCAACGAAUCACAGCUAUGGACGGAGGAGAGGAUCGGUCCCCAGGACUGGUUCCGUACCAUCAUCGAGGAUCCAGGCGUCAGGAAGCACACGGUUCGAGGGCUGACCCCAACUGUGACGUACCAGUUCCGCGUCAUACCCAUCAACCACCGCACCAUCGGACACCCCUCUCCUGCAAAAACUCCAGCGGAACCCCGCUACAACAUGUACCCUGCUGUGGUUGGAGCAGCUAUAGGCGGGAUGCUCUUUGCAGCCAUCCUCACAGUGCUGCUGCUCGUGUUCAUAAUCCGCAACCGCAACAACAAUCCCAGACUGCACGACAUGCUGUUUGGCAUGCAGCACAGCCAGUCAAGAGAGAACAUAAAUUUUCCAGAGGAUGAAAUGGUCAGAGGGUCAGAUGGAGGAAUAGAGGACAUCGGUGGAUCAUCCCUUCCAGGGCCAGUGGUCUCUAUACCCAGGGCAUCCUCGCCCCUCACCACGUCACCCAGGAGUGCCACUCCCACGCCCGCCACCAGCCAAGCUCCUCCCACCGGAGAGGAUAACGAGCCCGUCAGCGUCACAAUCACAGUCAAGGCUGCAGGAUCCUAAACUAAUCAAAGCUAUCAGCUGUAGUUUAAAGUGGACCUCUUGUUGUAGCAGUCUGGUGCACUUCGCGUUGUCUCAAUAAACCUGAAGUAACAUUUAGACGUUCUUGUACAAAAACAAAACAACCCAUAGCAAACCUUUGUCAUCCAGUCACUUCUAGCACGAGCUGAACAGUUAAUUUAAUGUGUAUAAUAUGUACAUGUGUUUUUUAAUUAACUCUUUGCCUUAGCAGUCCUCUGUUUAUUUCGGUUUUUAACCUUUGAAUGCUUUUAGAUUUUCACGGUGAACAAUAAGACAAUCCGUUUGUGUCUCAAUCAGUUAAAUGAUCCUAGCAGGAUUUUCUCAUUAUCACAGAUUAUAGUAAACAGGAUGUUGUUGUUUUUUCUAUUUUAUUCAGCUUUGAACUUCAGCAUAUAAAAACAUAACCAGUCUUUACAAACAGCACAUUGAGGGAAACUGGAACCAAUUCAUCACUACAGAGAACCUGACUCUAGACUUGCUCUUUUAACUUUAAAUCAAUUAGGAACAAAACAAACAAGUGUUGACAUGAACAUGUAAAUAUAUACAGUUUUUUUUCCUCUGAA
Molecule: messenger RNA, 3350 nt
Organism: Fundulus heteroclitus (mummichog)
Lineage: Eukaryota; Metazoa; Chordata; Actinopteri; Cyprinodontiformes; Fundulidae
Product: V-set and immunoglobulin domain-containing protein 10-like 2
Exons: 12
Coding region: 169-2769 (866 amino acids)
Molecular function (GO): protein binding
Source: RefSeq, a predicted model, not a curated record